Messenger RNA from Vollenhovia emeryi, 1047 nucleotides. RefSeq lists its product as uncharacterized. The record is from RefSeq and is a predicted model, not a curated record. The transcript has 3 exons. NCBI's taxonomy places the organism in Eukaryota, Metazoa, Arthropoda, Insecta, Hymenoptera, Formicidae. The coding region runs from base 319 to 681 and encodes 120 amino acids.
CUCACUUACGUGCAACACCGCUCGGCCGGGGUUGCAUAACUCGGCAAUGAAACUCGAACAAACUAUCUCGACGUUUUGAAAUGGCCUACACAUGCACAUUUGCGGGCGUAACCGGCCGGUUUUCUCAUACCCACGUACAAGCGCUACGUCGCGUCCACGUGAAUCCACGCCAUGAAGAACGAAUUGUAAACAUCCGCCCAUGGUACAUAAUAUUCACAUAAAACUUGCGCAAUGUUACGCGGCCACCGUUGUAUAAAAUAAGCGUCCAUGGGAAGAUGCUUUCAGUAGAGCCGACAGAAGCCGAGAAGUGAAUUCAUUAUGGUUAACCAUUUGUUUCUCUCUCUAUUGGUAGUCGCCGUUUGCGAGGCGGGGAUAAUAACGAAUGGGGACCACUCGCAUCACGCGGUUUACCACGGCCAUGGCGCUACCAGUUAUCAAAAUGUGCAAGUUGACAAUCACGAUACUAUAGUGGUGCCUGCGAAUUACGGAGAUCCUGCAGAGAUACAUGACACUUUGGAGCACCAUCACGAGCCAAUCAUUCCAAUCGUUGAGUCUCACAAUGAUAUAGAUCACAUCGUGUCUCAUUCCGCUCCAUAUGAAGAACUUUCUGUUGCUGACGUUAAUAUCAAAUCUGACAUACUCGAUUAUUUCGAUCAUGACCAUUAUGAAACAUCAUUAUGAUCUUCGUGUAUACCAAUAAUUUAGAAACACUCUAUUUGAAUAAUCGAAGUGCAAUCUUUUUCUUCGUAAUUUAAUUGGACAAUUAAUUGAAAAGUUCUCAAACUCAAGUUGGAUCACCUAAAAGAAAAUAUUAUAAAUUAAUAUGUGCGUUUCGUAGAAAUAUAUUCUUUGAUAUUCUUUGAUACUUGCUGUAGUAAUUUUUAGUUUAUUCUUUGUUAUAUUCUAUUUAGUUAUAUUCUUUGAUACUUGCUGUAGUAAUUUUUACCUCAUCGUAAUCUUUAUCGGGAUACAGAUAUGCUCGUGCUAAAACAAAUCCAUGCAAUAAAACGGAAAUAAUUGCAAACGUAAUUUGCAUAAUUUUUUUUA